CCGCUCCUGCGACCGAGCCAGCCUGGAGCAGCGUGCCGGGCAGGACCUACGGCGCAAGAAACACUGUAAAAGCAUAGCUCAGAGCACAACUCUCGAGCCCUGCGCAGAACUAAUCAGCGCGGGCCGUCUCACACUCAAAACUAGCAGCGCACGCCAGGCGGCGCGCGAGACCCGCGACGGUAUCAAAAAGACACAGAUGUCGUGGAACCGCGGCCAGUACUUUGGCGGGAAGAAGGACGGCUGCGCGGACCACAGCGGCCGCCGGCACGAGCCGUCCGUCGUCGAGGACGAGUCGCAAUUACCGGAGCACGAGCGCUGCGGCAACAUGCACGCCUUGUCGUUCGCGAGCAUCUGCGCGCGCCUGGACCGCGCCGAAGCGCCGGGGCCCCAGUCGGCGAAGCACGGCCUCGUCUUCGACCGAGAGCUCCUCAAGGCCGCGGGCAAGCAGUCGCUCUACCCCGUCGUGCGGCUCCUGUGCACGAGCCUCGACGUCGGACGGCGGAACUUUGGCCUCAAGGAGAAGGGCCUCGCGCAGCUCUACCUGCAGCUCACUGGAUUAAAAGGCGCGGACCCGGCGAAAAAUAAAGCCGCGGGCAAGCUCCACUUCUUCGCCGGCACGGCGUCGGCGCGCGGCACGCACAUGGGCGCGGAGCUCGGCGCGGCGCUCGUGGAAGUGCUGAAGGGCCGCGUGCCGCCGCACGGCGACAUGACGCUGGGCGAGGUGCACGAUUUCCUCGACCAGCUCGCGCGCAUGACGAAGAGCGAGACGAAGCGGACGAUCUUCGAAAAGGUCUACACGCGCCUGAGCCCGCGCGAGCACAAGUGGCUCGCGCGCGUCAUUAUCGGCAAUUUGAAGCUCGGCGGCCUCGGGGACAACACGAUCUUCAAGCACCUGCACCGGUCGGCGAAGGACCGGUAUGCGGAGUGCCAGAACCUGAAAAAGGUCUGCGCCGAGUACGCCGUGGGCGGCCCGGGCCACAACGCCGCGGCGACGCCCGCGGGCCGCGUCGAGCCCGGCGAGUCCUUCAAGCCGAUGCUGGCGCACGGCGAGCCGAACAUCGACGACCAGGCGACGCACACCGUGCGGGAGCUGCAACGCGUCGCCAAGAAGCGGUUCGGCAUCGAGGGCGUGCCGCCGAUCACGUGCGAGGUGAAGCUCGACGGCGAGCGGAUCAUGGCCCACCUCGUGAACGGCGAGAUACGCCUCUGGACGCGGAGCCCGACGGACUACACGUCCCACUACGGGCCCUGCAUCUCGGAGACGCUCCUUAAGUGCUUGCAGGGAUGCGACGCGGCGAUCCUGGACGGCGAGUGCCUCGCGGUGUGCACGCAGACGGGCGAGUGCGUGCGCUUCGGGUCGAACCAGACGUGUUCGCGCGUCGAGCGUGCGCUUAAGGAUCGAGGGCUGCCGACGGUGCACUUUGACCCCAACGACGAGCACGUCGUCAAGUCGAUCGAGGAGUCGGUGGCCCAGAUGAACGACUCGACGGUGGACGCGGAGCAGAUCAAGACGGCUCGUUUGGUGUUCGUGUGCUUUGAUGCGUUAUAUCUGAGCGGGGACGGCGCGGAGGAGCUGCUGGGCGAGGACGACGCCGGCAAGAAGAUCAAGCCGGGCGCGCUCGGGCACCUCCCCCUGAAAAUAAGAAGGCGCAUCGCCGAGCGUAUCACGAGAAGGGAAGACGCGGCGUUCCGGCGCAUCCGCAUGGUGGAGCAUAUUAACAUUACAGAUACAGAAGACAAAAAGCGGGUCGAUCAGCUCCACGCGUUCUACGACCAGGUCGUCUCGAGGGGCGGCGAGGGCGUCGUCGUCAAGCUCCUGGACUCGCCCUACAUCCUAGGAGAGCGGUCGCGCGCGACGCGGGCGUGGAUCAAGCUCAAGCCCGAGUACGGCGCCGACGGCGACAUCCCGCGGCUCGACUAUUUAAUAGUGGCGGGCAACUGGUCCGACGCGGCGACGGGCGGGCGCACGGGGCGCCUGUCCAAGUACACGGUGGCGGCGCGGUGCCCGCACACGGGCCGCUUCUACGCGGUCGGGAGGGUGGGCACGGGCUACGGCUUUGCGCGCGUCAAGGAUAUCCACGAAAAACUAAAGGGCAAUCUGGACAACUACGACCCGAAGUCGCGCCCGGACUGGCUGGACGGCGGGUGGCACCCAAAACCCGACAACAGGCCCGACUUGAUAGUACGGGACCCGUCCAAGUCCCUGGUCCUGGAAAUAAAGUGCGCCGAGCUCGUCGUCUCGACCGAAUACGGGAGCGUGGGCCGCACGUUCCGGUUCCCGCGCGUCGAGCGCGUCCGCGAGGACAAGGGCGCCGACGACGUGUCGACGCUCGACGAGGUGCGGCGCGUCGGCGAGCGCAAGCGCACCGUUGCCAAGAUCGGCGGCGCCGGCGCCGGCGGCAAGAAGAAGAAGAAGAAAAUCACGCGCAAGCAGGCGGACGGCGUCCGGCGCGACCAGCUCGUCGACGUCGAGGCGCUCGAGGAGCUGCGGCAGGCCUCGACGAAGCCCAAGGUGUUCAAGAAGGACGAGUUCCUCGCGCUGCCGUCGGCGCGCUGCGGCGACCUGGACCGGCCGGCGCUGCUGCAGCUGAUCGCCGAGGCGGGCGGCGUCGUGCGGAGCGCCGCGCCGGACGAGUUCGACCCCGACGCGCCGCUGAUCGUCCUCGGCGCGGCGGGCGACGGCCGUCUGCUCAUGGUCACGGCCUACGCGUCGACGGGCUACGCCGUGCUCGACGCGGCCUGGUGCGCCGAGUGCGUCGCCGCCGGCGUGCGCCUCGCGCCGGCGCCGCGCCACUACCUCGCGACGCCGCCGCCGCAGAAGCUCGAGGAGCUGCAGCAGACCUUCGAGCCGGUCUGGGGCCUGCCUAGAUUUCGCGCGCCGUCGGUCGACGAGCUCCGGACCUGCGCGGCGCACGCGCGGGCGCACCGCGGCGGCCACUGGUUCUACGACGACGCUGUUGUUGAUGAGGCGCCGGACACCGACGCCGCGCUCGCGGCGCACGGCGUGACGCCGCUCUCGCGCGUCCUGCGCCCGGCGCGCGUCGCCGUCGCGCCGGAGACCGCCUGCCUCGCGUCGCGGCUCCGGCUCUACGGCGCGACCGUCGUGGCCCCGGACGCCGCGACGCACGUGCUCGCCGACGUCUGGGCCGCGGCGCCGCCGGCCAACGGGGCCCCGGUCGUGAACCGCGCGUGGCUCGACGAUUGUGUGGUACAGAGACGUGUCGUUCCCGUUGUCCAGGAGCGGCACGCCCCACCUUCGUUUCUCGCCGCGCCCGUCGUGCCGCGGCCGGCUUCUCCUCCUCCAGUGGCUGCCGCGGCCGAGCCCGAGUCGGACGAGGACUCUUUCGCUUGA
Pelagomonas calceolata is the source of this 3352-nucleotide messenger RNA. Lineage: Eukaryota; Pelagophyceae; Pelagomonadales; Pelagomonadaceae. The record is from the annotation of a GenBank genome assembly.